CUCUCCUCUGAUCUCUCUCAAUCACAUUCGCAGUUUUCACUUUCUCUCUCCAACUUCCUAUCAUGGCUGUUAACUCCAGUUUGUCAUCGCCGCUCGGCCCUCCGGCGUGUGAGAAGGAUGCAGAGGCUCUUCAGUUCAUUGAUGAGAUGACCAAGAACGCUGACUCGGUGCAAGAGAAGGUUUUGGGAGAAAUUCUGAGCCGAAAUGCUAAAACGGAGUAUCUUCAGAGGUUCCAACUAUCUGGGGCAACAGACAGAGACAGCUUCAAGUCAAAAAUACCAGUUGUUACCUAUGAGGAUCUCCAGCCUGAGAUCCAACGCAUUGCCAACGGUGACGGGUCCCCAAUCCUAUGUUCCCACCCCAUCUCUGAGUUCCUCACCAGUUCUGGGACAUCAGCUGGUGAAAGAAAGUUCAUGCCAACAAUUCAUGAAGAGCUUGACCGCAGGCAGAAGCUAUACAGUCUUCUCAUGCCUGUGAUGAACCUUUAUGUCCCGGGUUUGGACAAAGGGAAGUGGCUGAACUUCCUCUUUGUGAAGGCCGAAAUCAAGACCCCAGGUGGUCUACUUGCACGUCCGGUCCUGACCAGUUACUACAAAAGUGAUCAUUUCAAGACCAGACCUUAUGACCCUUACGUUGUUUACACAAGCCCUAAUGAGGCCAUUCUGUGUUCGGAUUCCUUCCAAAGCAUGUAUACGCAGAUGCUUUGUGGCCUCAUCAUGCGCGAAGAUGUCCUCCGAGUCGGUGCCGUUUUUGCCUCCGGCCUAGUCCGAGCCAUCAAGUUCCUUCAACUCAAUUGGAAACAAUUGGCUUCUGACAUUGAAUCAGGGACUUUGAACCCUAAAAUUACUGACCCUUCUAUUAGGGAAUGCAUGAGUAAAAUCCUCAAACCAAACCCUGAAUUGUCUCAGUUCAUCACCAAGGAUUGUGAAGGUGAGGUUUGGGAGGGUAUUAUUAGUAGAAUUUGGCCCAACACAAAGUACCUUGAUGUGAUCGUUACUGGUGCAAUGGCUCAAUACAUUCCUACUCUUGAUUAUUACAGUGGUGGGCUACCAAAAGCUUGCACUAUGUAUGCAUCUUCUGAGUGCUAUUUUGGCCUAAAUUUAAAGCCGAUGUCCAAGCCCUCUGAAGUAAGUUACACCAUCAUGCCAAACAUGGGCUACUUCGAGUUCAUCCCACACGACCCAGCGAACCCAGUGAGUCUCUCUCGUGACUCGCCGCCUCGCCUUGUUGACCUCGCCGACGUAGAAGUGGGAAAGGAAUAUGAACUGGUGAUCACAACCUAUUCUGGGCUGUGCCGAUACCGAGUUGGUGAUAUCCUCCGAGUCACGGGGUUCCACAACUCGGCUCCCCAGUUCAAAUUCAUAAGGAGGAAGAACGUGUUACUGAGCAUUGACUCGGACAAGACCGAUGAGACUGAGUUGCAAAAGGCCAUUGAAAACGCCUCUGCACUUCUACGUGAAUUCAAUACGAGUGUGGUUGAAUACACAAGUUAUGCUGAUACUAAAACAAUUCCUGGGCACUACGUGAUUUACUGGGAAUUACUCGUGAAAGACCCAUCAUUUUCUCCAAGUCACGAAGUUCUGGAGCAGUGCUGCUUAGCAAUGGAAGAGUCAAUGAACACGGUAUAUCGACAAGGCCGAGUCGCGGACAACUCAAUUGGGCCACUGGAGAUUAGGGUUGUGAAAAAUGGAACUUUUGAGGAACUCAUGGACUAUGCAAUCUCUAGGGGUGCCUCCAUUAACCAAUACAAGGUUCCAAGGUGCGUCAACUUUUCACCCAUCAUGGAACUCCUUGACUCUAGGGUUGUCUCGGCACAUUUUAGCCCUGCUCCACCGCAGUGGACCCCAGAACGGCGAGGUUGAUCGCGAAGGUGACGUCAAGUGAAGGAAUAAAGGUUGCCCUGAAAAAUCUGAUUAGCCACCAACCAAACAGGCCUCUGGAACUUUGGACCUAAAAACUUCUCCCUUUUUUCUGUCUCCCUCUCUCUCUCUGGAUUGUGAUCUAGCUUUGAAAAGUGUCUUUAGUUUUGUUUCUUUUGAAAUUGCAGAGUCUGAUCUUUGGCUUUGUGUUGGUUCAAAUAAUCUGUACGCAUGAUGUAAUUGUCACUUGAUUGUUCUGUAGCGUAUCGUUGUCUUUGUCUUUCUGCUUUCUUAAAGUUGGAGAAAAGAUGUU
Ilex paraguariensis (yerba mate) is the source of this 2172-nucleotide messenger RNA. The record is from the annotation of a GenBank genome assembly. Lineage: Eukaryota; Viridiplantae; Streptophyta; Magnoliopsida; Aquifoliales; Aquifoliaceae.